AUGGCAGCCGCACAAUCUACCAAAGCGCUUGUCCUCCACGGCGCCAAAGACCUCCGCAUUGAAUCAAGAACCAUAACCCCUCCCAGCGGCACUGAAGUCCAAAUCGCCAUCCGCGCAACCGGUCUCUGCGGCUCAGAUCUCCACUACUAUUCCCACGGCCGCAAUGGCGACUUCGUCGUCCGCGAACCCAUGUGCCUCGGCCACGAGUCCUCCGGCACAGUCACAGCCCUGGGCCCCAACGUAAACAACCUGGAAGUCGGCGACCGCGUCGCGCUAGAAGUCGGCAUCCCCUGUCGCAAAUGCUUCCUCUGCAAAACGGGAAGGUACAAUAUCUGCCCUGAGAUGAAGUUUCGGAGUAGCGCGAAGGUGUUUCCGCAUUUCGACGGGACGCUUAUGGAACUUACGAACCAUCCGGCGGAGAUGUGUCACAAGUUACCUGAGAACGUGUCGUAUGCGGGGGGUGCGCUCGUGGAGCCGUUGGCAGUUUGUCUGCAUGCGAUUAGGCGUUCGCAUCCGCCGACUAAAGAAGAGGUAGCACUGGCCGAGGAAGUCGGGGAGGGUUUGUCGGCACUGGUGUUCGGCGCUGGUGCUAUUGGGUUGCUUUUAGCUGGUGCGCUGGCUACGGCCGAGAACUUCUCGUCGAUUGUCGUUGCGGACAUCGAUGAGGCGCGGUUGGAGAUUGCCAAGUCGUUGGGCUUGGGGCUGAAGACUUAUCUCAUUCCCAAGUCUGAUCCGAACAAUCCGCCUCCGGCUCGUAAUGCGCCGCAGGCCGAACAGGUUGCAUAUGCGCUGCAAAGUGCGCAGCGCAACUCUGCUGGCCUGAAGGAGGCAAAUGGUGUGAAGACUGGCUUCUCGCGCGUGUAUGACUGCACUGGUGUGCCUACCUGUGUGCAGACUGGUAUCUACGCCGCCGGUGCUGGCGGUGUGUUAGUACAGAUCGGUAUGGGCAAUCCUGUGCAGACACUUCCUGUUGGUGCUGCUGCGCUGCGUGAGGUUGAUGUUAUCGGUGUGUUCCGAUAUGAUGGGUAUGCGUACCCUGCUGCUAUUGGGUUGUUGGAGAGUGGUAAGUUUGCGCGUGUUGAGGAGCGGGUUGUUACACAUCGGGUGAAGCUGGAGGAAGGGGAGAGGGCAUUUGGGUUGGCUGGGAAAGGCGUUGAUGAGAAUGGGACGCCUGUUGUUAAAGUUGUUAUCGAGGGCUAA
Aspergillus ruber CBS 135680 is the source of this 1200-nucleotide messenger RNA. Its product is annotated as NAD(P)-dependent alcohol dehydrogenase. The coding region runs from base 1 to 1200 and encodes 399 amino acids. The record is from RefSeq and is a predicted model, not a curated record. Gene Ontology annotation, biological process: D-sorbitol catabolic process. The transcript is spliced from 2 exons. Lineage: Eukaryota; Fungi; Ascomycota; Eurotiomycetes; Eurotiales; Aspergillaceae. Gene Ontology annotation, molecular function: L-iditol 2-dehydrogenase (NAD+) activity; zinc ion binding.